Cololabis saira (Pacific saury) is the source of this 5419-nucleotide messenger RNA. It is a transcript of the gene pcdh12, whose product is annotated as protocadherin 12. Gene Ontology annotation, cellular component: plasma membrane. The coding region runs from base 422 to 3943 and encodes 1173 amino acids. The record is from RefSeq and is a predicted model, not a curated record. The transcript has 5 exons. Gene Ontology annotation, molecular function: calcium ion binding. Lineage: Eukaryota; Metazoa; Chordata; Actinopteri; Beloniformes; Belonidae. Gene Ontology annotation, biological process: homophilic cell-cell adhesion.
GGGAAGGAUGAACAGGGAGGCAGGACGCCAGCAGCUGUGUGAGUGAGUAACAGCAGCAGCCAGGCAGAGCGGCGCUGGGACUGUAUGGAGACAGACAGGAUGAUAUUAUUAUUGUAAGUUUCUGUCUUUGCUGUAUAUUCACCAGGCUGGAAGUUUUUUCUAUUUUUAUGUAUUUGUUUUUAUUCCAAUUUUUAAGCAUUUUCGACAACAGUGUUUUUGGCAUAUGAGAUGCAACUCUAGAUACUUUUGAAGGAAAUUUGGACUUUAUCAUUACAUUAUCAUCUCAGAGAGGUUCUUUAUUUAAUCUAACAUCUCUUCAAUGUUAGUUUUUUAAAAAAAAGGACAUUUUUCAUUGCAAUUGAAAACAAAAACAAAAAUGUCUGUUUAGCCAGUAUAGGAGAGAUAUUUGUUACUUCGCACCAUGAUGCUGCUGGCUCUGCUUCUGGUUCUGAGUCUUUGCUCUGAGACUCUGUCCUCUGAGUCGUCAUCAAUAACCGUCCAGUACCGGGUUUGGGAGGAGCAGCCUGCGGGAACCCGGGUCGGCAGCCUGGUGGACGACCUGCGGCAGAGGGACGAAGGUGGCUUACUGGAGGAUUUCCAGGUGGUGGAGCAGGGUAAGGCCCUUCCUUUCUCCGUCACCGGCCGGGACGGGGUUGUCUCCACCCAAGGCCAGCUGGACAGGGAGGAGCUGUGCCGCGGCUCGGACCUGUGCGAGGUGGCCUUCAGCGUCCUGUACAGGAAAAGCGGCGCCGUGAACUGCCUGCGCGUUCGUGUGGAGGUGAUGGACCUGAACGACCACAGUCCCAAUUUCUCCAGCAUUAUGCAGGAAGUGGAGAUUUCAGAGACCGCCAGCCUCCGGAUGCGUAUCCCUUUGGACCGGGCGGUUGAUCCCGAUGCAGGGUCCAAUGGCCUCCAAACGUACACACUAUCUCACAACCCACACUUUGCCCUGGAUGUGAUGGUUGGUCCGGGUGGGACCAAACAGCCAGAGCUGGUGGUUAUGAAGGAACUGGACAGGGAGGUUCAGGCAUCCUUUGAACUCACCCUGGUGGCGUCAGAUAAAGGAAACCCACCAAUGUCCGGGAGCACGUUAGUUCAUGUUAAAAUCCAGGACUCGAACGACAACAGUCCUACAUUUGAAGAUGGCAGUCCCACUGUGACAUUAAGUGAGGACACAGCCAUUGGUACAACCAUCAUCAACCUCAAGGCUUCUGACCCAGACCAGGGAGCCAAUGGGGAGGUGGAGUACUUGCUCAGCAAGCACACGCGCCCAGAGGUUCAAAAGCUCUUUCACGUCGAUCCACAAACUGGGGAUGUGAUCGUAAAGGCACAUCUGGAUUAUGAGGUUGCACCAUCCUAUGAGGUGAUCAUACAGGCCAUUGAUCGUGGUCCCAACGCCAUCCCUGCUCACUGUAAACUGCAUGUCGACCUCAUCGAUGUAAACGAUAACGCGCCAAGGAUUCACACAACCUGGAUUUCACGAAGCUCAGCUGCUGCGACUGUGCUGGAGGGAGCAGAGGUCGGCACCUUCCUAGCUCUGGUGGUUGUUUACGAUGCCGAUUCAGAUAGAAAUGGACAAGUAAGCGCUGUCAUUAAGGAUGGAUCUGGUCCCUUCCAUCUUAGAAAGACCCAUGACGGCAAUUACAUGAUCGAAACCAGUGGCUACCUGGAUCGAGAGAAGGUUAUGAGUUAUAACAUCACCCUACUUGCUCAGGAUCAUGGAGCUCCCUCCCUGUCUUCUGUAAAACACCUACCGGUUUCUGUUUUGGAUGAGAAUGACAAUGUACCGGUGUUCUCUACCUCCAAAUAUAGCGCUUCCUUCAAGGAGAACAGCAUUGUAGGCUAUGAGGUUCUCCAGGUUGAAGCCCAUGAUGACGACCUGGAGUUUAACGGAAGAGUUUCAUACUUCAUCAACGGUCCCACCGACCAGGAGACCAGAACACGACCUUUUAGCAUCCAUCAAAGAACUGGCGUCAUAACGGUCCAGCACCCACUGGACUACGAGGAAUCCCAAACCUACUCAUUCACCGUGGAGGCAGUGGAUCAUGGACACCCCCCACUGACUGCCACGGCCACCGUGCAGAUUGACGUUGAGGAUGUAAAUGACAACUACCCAGUCAUCAAUGAACCAAAGCCAAGGAAAGGUGUGGGUUACAUAAGUGUUCCUGUCAGUGCAUACAAGGGAGAGAUUGUGACGGAGCUUGGGAAUGAAAUCGAAGAUGGACUCACCACGUUGCCAUUUAAUCAGUCUGUCAGAGAUGGACUCAGUGGAUUUCUUGCAUCCACAAUAAAGGCUGAAGAUUUGGACUCAGGACUUAAUGGAAAACUCCAGUACCUCAUCACUGACAGAAACCAGCAUGGCCUCUUCUGGAUGGAUCAAGAUACAGGUCAGCUGUUCGUCAACACCACCAAUGCCACCGAGCUCAUUGGGAGAACCUAUGACAUGGAAGUGACUAUUUCCGACAUGGGCACUCCCAGCAUGGCCACCAAAAUGACUCUGGAGGUGACUUUCAUCAACCUCAAGGAUCAUCUGAAGAACUCCUCACCAGGAAAUCGAGGACAGCUCAGCUUCACCAUGAUGAUGGCAAUCUGCCUUGGUGCCACAUGCCUCCUUCUUCUACUGGCCAUUGCCUUGGUGACAACGUUCUGCCGUCCGGAGAAACGGGAGAACCGGGCUUACAACUGCAGACAGGCUGAGUCCAGCUACACCCGCCAUCCACGCCGCCCACAGAAGAACAUCAGAAAGUCUGACAUCCAGCUGAUUCCCGUCAUCCGAGGGCGAAAGGAGGAGCCUCCCGAGGAUGACAGCGAAGCCCAGCCACUCACUCCACCUUCAAUGCCGGAGGAUCAACAAACGGAGAGGCAGUACAACUUCAUACCCUCAAUCAUGAACGCUAGUUUCCAUUCCCAGAGCUACCUGGACGGGGAUACCAAUCCAACUUUCACCCAUCACAGCAAAACACUCCGAAAACCUGGAAACAUCGAACUCGAUGGGUCUUUGUCUCUGACGCCAUCUUCGUCAUAUCACACUCUUCGCAAAUCCAGAAACCCUUCAUCUUCGUCCUCUUCGGUCUCACAUUCGAGCACCUUGAAACGCCAUAAGCUGCAACCAGAAGGAGAAGAAACGGAGUCGCAACGUUCCACAUCUCAGACGACACUCAGGAGGCCGAAGACAGCGGAUGGUCGUGGAGCACACGAGGCAGAGCGCCGGCAGAUGCUGCGCAACCUGGUUCGACUCUCCAUGGCUGCGUUCGGGGACUCCAUCGAGCUGUCCUCAGCCUCUCCAGAGGUGCAGCAGAUCUCCCAGCUCCUCACCCUCCUCCGGCAGGGCCAGCUGCAGCCAAAGACCAACUUCCGCGGAAACAAGUAUUCACACCGCAAUGGCAGAUAUGGAGGUCAGGACUGCUCGGACUGGCAGAGCACCAAAGACAGCGGGCACGGGGAGAGCGAGGCCGGGGACGUGGACUGGGAACCGGGACGAGACUCGCCCAUAGACCCCCAGCUGGAGGAGGGACUGACCCACCUGCUCAGUAACCCAGACGAUGUUUUCUCGGAGGGCAGCGACCCCGCCUGGAUGGCCAGACUCUCCCUCCCUCUGGCAGCUGAUUACCACGACAACGUGGGGGGGGACGAGCCCCCCCCGCGGGAGGGCCUGGACUCUUCAUCCUCCUUCUCCACCUUUGGUAAAACUCCCGAGAAGGACGGCCAACUGGGCGGAGCCCUGCUUUCCGAAGUUAGCACGCUAUUCGAAAUGCUGAUGACGCAGAAGGCCGACGCCCACCCGGGCCCUUCGCCCGACAUCCUGUACCGACUGUCAGCAGCGUACCGCCGCUCCCUCGGCCUGGACGCCGGCGCCGCGGCUACAGCUACGGCUACGGGCAGCGGCCCCACGAACUCUGACAAGAGGCCCGGCCUGGCCGCGCCCUCUGGACUCUACCAAUAGCUGAGCGCUGGACGUGGCCGAGAGACGGCCGAGCAGUUUCUGUCAGAGAAAACGUUGGGAUAUUAAAGGCAAUGUCUUAUUAAGAUGUGAUUUACAUAUCAGAAGUGUACAUAACGUCGGAGGAAGUGAGGUUCUGGGGACAAAGAGGAGGAGGAGGCAAUAAAAAAGCUGAAGAGAUGGAGAUGGAGUUAAAGCCAAAAGCAACACGGGUUAGUUCUUUUGUGAAGCAUUUAUUAGCAGAAACAAAAUAUAACAUUCAGAAAAUGUCUUUCAAGUGUAAAGAAAGUAAGAAUAUGUUUGUUUUGCAUUAAAAAGGAAAAAAAAAAACAGCAACAAUAGAUGGUUUCAGUCAGCAACUUAUGCCAGUAGAUGUCACUGGAGGUCAGAGCAAGUCAGAGCUAAAAAUAUGAAAGUAUGGACAAAACGUUUAACCAUCUAAACCACAUAUGACAACUAAACCCUGACGACGGAUCGCAGGUUUGCUCUUUUCCAGAAAAGAAACAUAAAAAAAAGAAAACAAGAUAUUGAAUUAUCAGUUCUGCCAGCUCCUUAAAAGUCAAAAUUAUGAAGUUUUUCUUGAACGUUUUCAGCUGUUGCUGUGAAAACUAGGGUUCGAAUGGUUGAUUAACAUAAACAACGGCAAUCUACUGGCUUUACUGGCAUUGCAGACUGAAACUAUGUAUUUUUCUCUGCCAUUUGUGGCAUUUGGACAUUUCAGAACCCAGAAGUAACCUAGUAAUCUCAAGCAUCUGGAUUUUAGCCUCUAAACUCAGCUCAGCAUAGAGGUAUUUAGCAUAUUAAAACACCAUCAUGAGGCUGGACCCUCCCCCUGUCUGUGAUUGGCUGGAGCAACGAUUGUCAUGAUUUGGGUUGGAAAAUACUACUUGUAACAUUGUUUCUGGGCUGAAAACACCACGAAAAAGGUUGAUGAAGCCUAAACUCUGAAUGAAUUAUCUCAUGGGACGUCUUCGAUUAUUGAUCAGACAGAUGGACGGAGCGACGUGAUGGUGAGGUGCAACCAUCGGCGAUCGGAAGUGCUGAUAAUGACAGAAACCUUGUCGAAAUGGUGCGACAUGUCUCAAGUCAGGUUUAACAACAGUUUAAAAGGGAAAGAGUUGAAAUAGAGAAAUGUCUGCAGACUGAAAGCAAAGAAAAAACAGUAUUUGGUGAAUCUGGAAGCUGGGAGCUUGUGUGAGCCGAUCAAUUGCACUGGAACUUUAAAUAUCAAACAAACGAAGCAGAAACGGAGGCAGGAAGCCGUCACCUGCCACCUGUCAGGCCUGAACCACGACCAGGAGGACACGUCCACUUUCCGUUAAGAUGGCAUACAGGCUGAAUGCAGCAAACGUUUUAUUUUACAAUCAGCACUUUGUAUAUAGCAUCGUUUUUUUGUCCCUUUUCAUAUAAAAGCGCUUGGAAUAUGAAAUAAAUUUGUAAAAUGUGUUUAUAAAUAAAUACUUUUUGUAACUUUUUCAA